Molecule: messenger RNA, 633 nt
Organism: Cooperia oncophora
Lineage: Eukaryota; Metazoa; Nematoda; Chromadorea; Rhabditida; Trichostrongylidae
Source: the annotation of a GenBank genome assembly
AUGGGCUGUUCGGCAGUGGAGGACGUGCCGAUGGACGCCCAUAUUACCGCGAGCCAACUUGCCUGCACAACACUAGAGAACAUGGCUGAAUACGAACCGAUUGUACCUGAUGUAGCCGGUGCACCACCAACCGCCGUCCUCUCUCGGCUCCUUCCUCCUCAUCUGCUUCCUCCUGCCUUCCUGCCCCGCUCCUCCUCCUCUCUCCGCGCGCUGCCACAGUUAGCCGCGUCACCCACCCGACCUUGUGGCCGCACAACCGGUGCGGCACCCGCCUUACCUCAACUGGCAGCCACAACACCUUGGUUAUCCAGUCGUCCAGCAGCACCUCCUCCAAUGCAGCCACCGAUGAGCCCAUUCCCACCCCCGCCUCAGUCUCCCCUAUCCAUGUUACCUCCAGCUCAACCAGUUCUUCCACCUCCACCCCAACCUCCUCUAUCCGUGCUACCUCCAGCACCAGCACCACCAUCUUCCAAAUGUCGCCUUACACAUUCCACCUCAGGCGCCCUCGCCCCUGCAAUCCAUGGAACUGGCGAUGGGUCCAGUUCAUGGAUCAGACCAGCUGCAAAUCCACCAAACGACAGGCACAGCCUUUCUUCCAAGAUGCUUCGGCAUGAGGACAGGUUGAGGAAAUAG